GAAGAAGAUUGUAUGACGCCGGCGAUUCACUUCCGCUUUCAUUGUAACUGUAGCUACAAAUCAGUUACAAGCUGGUAUUUAUUUGUUCCUCAGAGCAUUUUGUUUGGCGGUGAGCAGCUGAUCAGAAAAUGAUUGACGUUAAAGCCUGGGCAGAGUACGUGGUGGAGUGGGCCGCCAAAGACCCCUACGGCUUCCUCACGACCGUCAUCCUGGCCUUGACCCCACUUUUCAUCGCCAGCGCUCUGCUUUCCUGGAAACUUGCGAAGAUGAUCGAGGUCAGGGAUCGCGAGCAGAAAAAGAAGCAGAAGCGACAGGAGAACAUCGCAAAAGCCAAAAGAGCCAAAAAGGACUGAACUGAAACAGCUAAGGGAUGCAGAGGGAUCAAUGCAUAUGUUCCUGUUUGUAAACAAAAUAAAAACAAGCCCCCACUCUUAGCUGUGCAGAACCCAGAGCAGCUCCUGCAGGGGCUUUGGGUGAAACGGGGCUUCGAGACAGCCUUAUCACUUGCUACGAGAGUGUUGAUUAAUUGAGAUCACUUUUUCAGAACUGCAGUGUUUUGUUUUUGUUUUGUUUUUUUCUGGAAAAUUCACUGCUGUAACAUGAUUGCAGCACUCAGCAUUCCAAUACUUUUUAAUGUUGACCUUUUCCACCACCAAUCCACUAAAGUUUUUAUUAUUAUUAUUGUUAUUAAAAAAAGCUCUUAACAGCCUGAACAGUCAUAACGUUUGUCCAAUCAAUGUGGCUCUGCUUUAGGAAGUGCCAUAGUAUUUUAGUGAUUGUGUGAAAAGUUGACCAUCUGGAAUUUGGGCAUAUUACACACCACCAUUUAUUUAUUAAAUACUGUCUAAAUAAGGUGCAAAUACAUUACAUAUAUGGGGAAAAAUUCAAUGGGACAGUCUUAAAGGAAACCUCCACUCAGAAAAACAUUAAACUCGAGGUUUUUACUGAUUGCUCCUAGAAACAAAAGAGCUUCUUUUCUAACUCAGCAUUUUCUAGCAAUGUUCACUAUUACAUUAAUGAGGAAAAAUACAACGUAGUGGAGACCACAAACAGAGCACUCUGAGUCACAGAAAGCUUUGCAGCUAUACGACAGAUGUGCUGAGUUAUAGCAGAGAUGAGUUAGCGAUCUAUGGGGUGACGCACGAUAACUCAUAAAAGUUGAAGCUGAUCUGUUUGAGCAGAGUGUACAGAUGUGGAGCUGAGAGAGCUGGACAGACUAAAGAACUAAAAAGUGCUGCUGCACUGUUCACUUUAGGUAGAAAUUCCUUCGUGCACCACUAACAGCAUUGUGGGUAAUGUAGCAAACCGUUAACCAAAGUGAAAACAGUCAAAACGAAAUGGUCAAUACAAGAAAUUAAAAAAACAAAAAAAACAUUCAUUACAUCAGGAUUCUAUCAAGGUGCUUGAAGUACUUAAAUUUGGCUUUUUGAAAUUUAAGUACUGGCAACCCUUGAAAAUAGUCAUUUUUGAAAUCUAGUGGUGCUUGAAUUUAUAAAAAGUCAAUAAAUAAAAAAACCACUUAAAUUUAAAGUGUUUAUUUUCAACAGAACACGAAUACAAUCCUUUCACUCAAAACAUGACUCCCCGCUGCAGCCUGACUUCAUGUUAGAAAUCAGGAUUUUGUCAGUGCAGGGCAGCAGCUUGGAAAUGGCUUGGAAGUGACUGCUGGUUAACAUGUCUCUUCAUGAGCCGCAUUUCAAUCCCUAUUUCAUACCCAUUCUGUUGUCUGACAACAGAAACAAUAUGUAAAUGAGAACAGCUUUAUUGGGAAUUAGACUGUAUUGACUAUGUGAGCACAGAGAGUAGGAAAGAAGCAAACAGAUGUAAAGGGCUGACACUAUGCAGAAUGCUACGAUACGAUGAUGUAAUGAAUAUGCUAAUCAGCGCAUGACAUCUAGCGACGUUUGGCAACAAGUAUAUUGAGGUUAUGCUGAAGACGAAGCAAUCCCUUGGAAAUGCAAAUUUAGUCCAGCAUGGCUGGAAAAGGUGCCAUAUAAAAUUAUUUGUGUUUUGUUAUUAUUUUAAAAAAUUAAAAAAAGAAAUAAAGAUUAUGCUUGAAUGACAUUGCAUGUAUAGUCCUUGAAAACAAAAUAAAAUAGUGCUUGAAAAGUC
This is a messenger RNA of Ictalurus furcatus (blue catfish), 2112 nucleotides long. RefSeq names its product small integral membrane protein 15 (gene smim15). The transcript is spliced from 2 exons. NCBI's taxonomy places the organism in Eukaryota, Metazoa, Chordata, Actinopteri, Siluriformes, Ictaluridae. The record is from RefSeq and is a predicted model, not a curated record. The coding region runs from base 129 to 353 and encodes 74 amino acids.